GCGCCCCAGAGAAGCACUUGCAACCUCCGCGCCUGCUCCGCCAAAACCUCGAGAGAAGGACGCCCUCAGUCUCGGCCCUAGCCUCAUCUCACUCCCGGAGCAUCCGAUACCGCUGCUCACCGGCUUGUUGGAUUCCGUGUCGCCGCACUCGCCCCGGCUCUUUCAGCGCGCCACAAUGAGCUCCAGCACCGCCAGGGCGCUCGCCGUCGCCGUCACCCUUCUCCACUUAACCAGGCUGGCACUCUCCACCUGCCCCGCCGCCUGCCACUGCCCUCUGGAGGCGCCCAAGUGCGCCCCGGGAGUCGGGUUGGUCCGGGACGACUGCGGCUGCUGUAAGGUCUGCGCCAAGCAACUCAAUGAAGACUGCAGCAAAACGCAGCCCUGCGACCACACCAAGGGGCUGGAAUGCAAUUUUGGCGCCAGCUCCACCGCUCUGAAAGGGAUCUGUAGAGCUCAGUCAGAGGGCAGACCCUGCGAAUAUAACUCCAGAAUCUACCAGAACGGAGAAAGUUUCCAGCCCAACUGUAAACAUCAGUGCACAUGUAUUGAUGGCGCCGUGGGCUGCAUUCCUCUGUGUCCCCAAGAACUGUCUCUCCCCAACCUGGGCUGUCCCAACCCCCGACUGGUGAAAGUCAGUGGGCAGUGCUGCGAGGAGUGGGUUUGUGAUGAAGAUAGCAGCAUCAAGGACCCCUUGGAUGACCAGGAUGACCUCUUUGGAUUUGAUGCCUCGGAGGUGGAGUUGACGAGAAAGAAUGAGUUAAUUGCCGUUGGAAAAGGCAGCUCUUUGAAGAGACUUCCUGUCUUUGGCACGGAACCGCGAGUACUUUACAAUCCUCUGCAUGGCCAGAAAUGCAUCGUUCAGACAACGUCAUGGUCCCAGUGCUCUAAGAGCUGCGGAACUGGCAUCUCCACACGAGUUACCAAUGACAACCCGGAGUGCCGCCUCCUGAAAGAGACCCGGAUCUGUGAAGUCCGUCCUUGUGGACAACCGGUGUACAGCAGCCUGAAAAAGGGCAAGAAAUGCAGCAAGACCAAGAAAUCCCCAGAACCCGUCAGGUUUAACUAUGCAGGAUGCUCCAGUGUGAAGAAAUAUCGGCCCAAAUACUGCGGCUCCUGCGUGGAUGGUCGGUGCUGCACGCCUCUGCAGACCAGGACCGUGAAGAUGCGGUUCCGCUGCGAAGAUGGGGAAAUGUUUUCCAAGAAUGUCAUGAUGAUUCAGUCCUGCAAAUGUAACUACAACUGCCCGCACCCCAACGAGGCAUCGUUUCGCCUCUACAGUCUGUUUAAUGACAUCCACAAGUUUAGGGACUAAAUGCCUCCUAGGUGCCUAGUGUGGGGUGGAUGGAGGAGGGGUGUGAGCAUCAUGGAGUCAUGGGUGGGGUGGUGGGUGAAGGGGCUCAUUGUAGAAGGGAUGCCUUGCUCAUCACUGAGUAGCAUUAAGGUAUUUCCAAACUGCCAAAGGGGCUGGUGCGGAUGGACACUAACGCAGCCGCAGUUGGGGAAUACUUCGCUUCAUAGUACUGGAGCGCCUGUUAUGCUUCGUUUUGGAGCGUGUUUGUGUGGAUGACGUUCUGUUUUCUGUUUGUAAAUUAUUUGCUAAGUGUAUUUUUUGCUCUAGAUCUCUCCCCCCUUCUUGGUUCUACAAUUGUAAUAGAGAUAAUAAGAUUAGCUGGGCCGUGUGAAAGCCUUGUUUGUCCUCUGACAGAAGUAAAUGAAAGGGCCUCCUGUUCCUUCCUGAGGGAGGGGGACGCUCUGUGAGUGUCCAAGAGGCAGCUACCUGCGCUCUAAACUGCAAACAGAAACCAGGUGUUUGAAGAUUGAAUGUUUUUUAUUUAUCAAAAUGUAGCUUUUGGGGAGGGAGGGGAAAUGUAAUACUGGAAUAAUUUGUAAAUGAUUUUAAUUUUAUAUCAGUGAAGAGAAUUUAUUUAUGAAAUUAAUCAUUUAAUAAAGAAAUAUUUACCUAAUAUCUGAGUGUUUGCUAUUCAGUAU
Messenger RNA from Microtus oregoni (creeping vole), 1989 nucleotides. It is a transcript of the gene Ccn1, whose product is annotated as cellular communication network factor 1. Gene Ontology annotation, cellular component: extracellular region. NCBI's taxonomy places the organism in Eukaryota, Metazoa, Chordata, Mammalia, Rodentia, Cricetidae. The record is from RefSeq and is a predicted model, not a curated record. The coding region runs from base 176 to 1312 and encodes 378 amino acids. Gene Ontology annotation, biological process: signal transduction. The transcript is spliced from 5 exons. Gene Ontology annotation, molecular function: protein binding.